GCUUCCUUUUUAUUCAGGACUCGUUGACAACUGUUGCACUAACAUCUUGAUUGACUUGUAGUUGGUAUGGGAAGUUUAUUUCAAGAGAAUAAGCUGCUUGUAUCAGUCGGACAACUCGAAAUUUAUUCACCCAAGUCGUGAAGCUCGCGUAGCUCGGACCAGUUCAAAAGUUUAUGUGAAUUGUGGUUUUUUAAGUAUCUUUUAAUGUCGAUGUUUCUGUCCGCACGGAAGACGCCGAUGUCUUUUACUUAACCCUUGUAAAGUUGCCAAACUUGGACAAGAGAUUCAUUCCUCCUUCGCUUGUUCGAAACGAGACAAAAGUGCAGUGUUUGUAAACGCAAAUUGUUCCCGAAUCAAUAUCAAACAGUCAUUAAGCAUAUUUCGGAGGGCGCUUAUUGUAAUUAUAACUUGUAAGUUUCUUCUUAUUUAAUUUUUGGGACUUGUUUAGUGUCAUUUGCUUGGUGUAUGUAACACUUAGUGAAAGUAUGUCCGAACCGGUAAAAGCUCACUUAUUGCCUAUCAGGUCAACAAAACCCUUCACAGACCCGAAGGCUGCCCCUGACUGUGAAUCUUUAUAAUUUGCCAGUGGUGUGUAAACCAACAAUUAAUAUUGUUUUGCUCUUAUACAUGUAUAUAUAUAGCUCGCUUGAUUAGAUAGAGCAGCGAUAUCUAAUAUACCGUAUUUUCCCUAUCAAAGAUGGGUUAUUUUCAAUUUUUAAAGCAUUUUUUUCUGCGCGAGAUGUUACGCACGUUUGAUUCACAAUGUGUUCCCCACAUGAGUGACCGUGUUACUGCUUUGAGAACCUUUCCGCGGUAUCAUUUCUCCUCGAAAGAAUGCUAAUAGACAGAUAAUUGCUCGUUUGGCUCCAAAUGCGUUGAAACUAAUGAUCGGGAACAACUCGCGUACAAAGGAAAUGUUUAAGAGGUUGUUAAAAAUAGAAAACAGUAAGGAAAGGUUAUAGUUUUAGAGUCGUUUAGCCUUGGCAAAAUGUGUCUCAGCUCAAAAUAUUUUUGUAAUCAACUUCAGAAGCCUGAUUAAGAUUGUGAAGAAUUGUGCUAAGCGUGUUAUUUAAGCUGAUCAACUUUUUCAAGUGUAACCAUAGAUGCCAAUUCCUGUUUACUAAUAUAGGUGCACUCAAGAUUUACGUACGCACUUGUGAAAAUGACAGAACGUUCCUUAGACGUAGAAUUUAUAAUCGUUCCAUUGAUAAAUUUUCUUUACUUUCAUUCUCAUAAAGACGAUCGAAAGAAAGAUUCAAUCACGUAUACUGAAUGAGGGCCCGCAGAGCGUGCAAAAAUAUUUGCAGUCGUGACUGCCGGAGGCAACAGCUGAAAGUAAUUACUUUAAGAAGGAAAGUGAUUUUCGUGACUCUUCAUCCAUGCAAUUUACACAUUUACUUAUCACGUAACGUAUACAGAAGAUUUUAUUUUAAGGUCACUAUUUUAAAUGUUUGCCUAUAGCUUUAAGGCCACUACUAAAGUACCAGUUGCACUGAAAAAACGUGCUCAAUCUAACUGCAAGUGUUUUUCGAUUGCCCCAGUGAUCUUUCCGAGGUGAAAUAUUCAAUCAAAAGAUAUCGAAACGUCGCUUUUUAAUUAAAGACGAAACAACUCUGACAAAAAAAAAAAACAUUUCUGUUCAUGAUGUCUGGCAGUACGCCGUGGUUGCCAACCUUUAACCCGAAUAUUGUCACCACCACUAAAAUCUCGGCCAGAGUCAUACGUAUCUGUUUUCAUACAUCACGAAUCUUGUUUAUUUAGUCUCCGACUCGUUCGUCAAUGCUCUUGGUCAGUUUAUGUCUUCUCGUGGCUUGUUUCCUUGAAUUUGUCAUAAAACAGUCAAGAGAAACUGGGAUUUGAUCACUGGAAAUGUUAAUUACCAUGUAUAAACCUGCUCGGGCAAAGCACGGAAACUAAAGAGGUCUCUUACCCGCUGGUCAACUUGAGUUUAAAAUGGAAAGAGUAGAAGGCCUUGAUUAUGUCAAUAAUGAAGAGGGCCUAACAUUUGCAAGUGAUGAUGAUCAAUACACAGACGAUGAGGACUUGGGAUCGGAUUGUAGCUGCUCGACAUGUAGUACAUGUAGUACAUGCAGUACGUGUGAGAUGUGUCACGCGGAAGAGACUGGGGAACAGAGUUAUGACGAAGAAGAACACGACAUUCCCGGAUGUGAACAAGAUCUACAAAACGAUAUUCAUUAUUUCAACAGUGAUAGCGACAAUAUGGAGAAACUGACGCACUUACAAGGCGACGAGUUACAUUUUUCAUCGAAGAACGGCUUCACAAAGGACGAUCAGCUCAUUAUUGAAAAGUUUGCCAACGUUGUAGUCUUGAAAGCUGAUGCGUCGCAGUUUAAGAAUGGAGGUUACUUCACAGGCGAUGAUAAUUCACAGGAAAUUCUUCUCGGUAGUAAACAACGGAAGAAGAAAGUGACCUUUUUAGAUGAUUCUUCGUCAUCUGAUGAAGUCACGCAAGCCGAGGCAUAUUCUAUUUCCAGUCUCUCUGACAGUAGCACGAGUGGCUCGUACCCAGACUAUGCGCAACCUCUUCAAAAUGGCGACCAUUACGACAAAAACGUCGAGAGAGACCAAGACGAUGGACAGAAAAAUAAUUUCUCCGAAGGAGAAAUGAAGAGAGAAUAUCAUCGCUUGAGAGGCGUUUUGAAAACGAUCGAUCCUCUUAAAUUGCACGCUAUACUAAAACACAACUUGAAAACCAAAGAUCCUGAAACGAUCAAUGCCUUAGGCACUUUACUUCCAAAGAGCAAGUUUACCGCUGACACUGUUCACUGUGUUCGCUGUCACAAGGAGUAUGAUCCUCACUAUGGCAGAAAAAGAUGUACGCUCCACCACCCGGAGAAAGACGUUUGCAAAAUAUCCCAGAACUCUCUAGGCGCUGACUUCAAGUGCAGCUUGUGCUCAACAUUGUUUACUCUCCAAGGAGUCUGGGACUAUAAAUUAAGCAGUGUAACCGAACAGAAUUGUGGGGUAUGCUUUGAUGGCGUUCACACGCCUGAUCCUGAUGAAGUUAGUUACCAGCCCUCUGGCGCGGCGCAGUGCUGUGAGGACAAAGGCUGUAUUGAAUUUUACGUAUAGUUAAUUAAGCGCUAAAUCCAAUUUAUUUUCGUAUUUAAGUAAAUUGACACUCUCUCCGAUAGUAGCCGUGAAUUUUACUGGUUGUUUUGCCGCUGUUCAGCCUGGUAACCAGACUUUUGCUCUUGUACUGUUUUGUUUACAGUACGAAAUGGCGGUCACCUUGUCGGCGCGCUAGCGAAACUUCGGCUGGAAGCGAGCGAGUAGGUGACGUAUCUUAUCAAAUUGAACGAACCAAGAACAUUGAACGACGAACAUCGAAGACUAAGAGAUCGACUAGACUUAAUUAAAACUGACGAGACUGCUAUUAAAAAAAUUCCAUGGAAUACACAUCCUUCAUCCACCCAUGAAUUUUCAAUUUUGUCAGCUUCUCUGUAGCUUGAAAUGUCAGUCAUCUUCCGCUCUCAACCUAACUUCCGGACGAACGAGUCUCUCGCCCGGAAAUAGGUCACUUUCGAUAUAUUAAAAUUCAGCUUGAUAGCCGGAGGCCUAGAGGACACAAACAAAAAAUUGAAUAAACAUGGUCGUUCAAUUCCGUUUGUUUAUGUCCUCUAGGCCUCUGUGCCAAGUUGAAUUUUAAUGUAUCGAAGAAACAGUCUAUUGACUAUUGACUAUGACUAUGACUGAAAUUUCAGGCUAGCAUCUCUAUUUUUUUUCCAAGUUUAUUUUCUGUCUCUACCGUCUGGCACUGCACCAGCCUCAUACCCAGACACCUUAACAAGUUCUCUUGUUCAUUUUGCAUUUUAGCAACGAAAGUUUUAUUUUAUCAGUCUUCAAUUCAACAUCUUGUUACGUCGAUCUCUUAUUUAGACUGCUGGCAGCCGAUCUCUUUGUGUUGUUUGUUUUUAUCCAUCCGUGAACAAGAACCCAAAAUGGCUGUAUGGACGAAAAGAGAUUGGGACGAGACGACUGAGUUUCAAUC
Orbicella faveolata is the source of this 4012-nucleotide messenger RNA. RefSeq lists its product as uncharacterized. The record is from RefSeq and is a predicted model, not a curated record. Lineage: Eukaryota; Metazoa; Cnidaria; Anthozoa; Scleractinia; Merulinidae.